This is a messenger RNA of Lachancea fermentati, 882 nucleotides long. NCBI's taxonomy places the organism in Eukaryota, Fungi, Ascomycota, Saccharomycetes, Saccharomycetales, Saccharomycetaceae. The record is from the annotation of a GenBank genome assembly.
AUGAUACAGUGUACUAAAGCGUUAUUUAUAAGAGCAACCCGCAGAUACUCUGCGGCCGCCACUAUUAUCGCAGCACAAGACUUGGCAGGUAUCUCCAAAAGUAAGCAUGCCAUCAAGCCUUUAACUUACCCAACGUUCGGGUCAGUUGAAGAGGAAAGGCAGCAUAGGAAGGAAAGAAUGGCAGCCGCGUUUCGGGUGUUUGCAAAAAGAGGAUAUGAUGAAGGCGUGGCUGGCCAUAUAUCAGUACGUGAUCCCGAGGACCCCUCGAGAUUUUGGCUCAAUCCCUUGGCGCAGCACUUCUCGACGAUCAAAGCUUCAGAUCUAAUUCUGGUGGACGAAACUGGGGAAAUUCUCGAAGGUGAUCGACCCGUGAACCGGGCAGCCUUUCAAAUCCAUGGGGCUAUCCACAAGCAUCAUAGUCACGUUACGGCCAUUUGUCAUACUCAUUCCAAACACGCAAGAGCCUUUUCGGCCUUCGGAAAGGAACUGAAGAUGUACAAUCAAGACUGUUGCAGAUUUUACAAAUCACACGGAGUUUAUCGCCAAUUUGGUGGCGUCGUGUUUACUGAAGAGGAAGGUGUGAAUAUCUCCAAGUCUCUUGGUCAGCAGAAUAAAAUAUUGAUACUUCAAAAUCACGGCAUUGUUUCGGUGGGGAAAUCUGUCGAUGAGGCCGCUUUUUGGUUCAUGACAUUUGAGGACCUGUGCGAAACACAAUUGCAGAUAGAGCAAAGUAGAAGAGCCGGAUUUGAACCAAUUGAAAUAGGUAAUAAGGAGGCAGAAUAUACACAUGAGAGCAUUGGAAGCUCUUUCAAGGGAUGGCUAAAUUUUCAAGGUUAUUAUGAUGAAAUAUUAAAAAUGACUAAAGGCGAUUUCCUGAAGUGA